Thelazia callipaeda (thelaziosis nematode) is the source of this 642-nucleotide messenger RNA. Lineage: Eukaryota; Metazoa; Nematoda; Chromadorea; Rhabditida; Thelaziidae. The record is from the annotation of a GenBank genome assembly.
UUGGGGAUUGUUUUAAUAAUUGUUUUUAUUUUGCAAGCUGAGCGUCAUUUUUUAGGCGGUAGUCAGGUUCGUAUUGGCCCUAAUAAGGUUGCAAUUUUGAAUUUGAAGUUAAUGAAAAAGGAACAUAUUUUUCUGUGUUUUUCUAGUAUUAUUUCUUUUUUUUUGUACCUUUAUAAUUAUAUUUUGGUUUUCUUUACCUUAUAUUUUUUCUUUUUUUGUUUUGAUUAUUCUGGAGUUUUUUUAAUGUGUGUUAUGGGAGUUUCUGUUUUUCCUAUUAUGAUGUCAGGGAUUUUUAGAGGGGUAUAUUCUUUUUUAGCUGGUUUGCGUUCUAUUUGUCAGAGUUAUUCUUAUGAGAUUGCUUUUUCUUUAUAUUUUUUGAUUUUUUUAGCUUUUAAUAGUGGGUAUUUUGAUUUACAUACGGCUCCAUUUGAUUUUACUGAAUAUGAGAAGGAGUAUGCUAAUUUGCUGUAUUUUUGUUUUUUUAGUAUGAAUUUUUUUAAAUGUUAUAGUUGUUUUAGUAGUUUUGCUCGUAGAGCUUAUCUUCGUUUUCGUUAUGAUAAAUUUGUGUCGAAAUUAUUUUUUGCCUAUUGGGUUUUAUUUUUUUGGGUUUUUUUAUUUUUAUUUUAUGCUUGUUUAGUUUAA